Molecule: messenger RNA, 2154 nt
Organism: Aspergillus homomorphus CBS 101889
Lineage: Eukaryota; Fungi; Ascomycota; Eurotiomycetes; Eurotiales; Aspergillaceae
Exons: 1
Coding region: 238-1863 (541 amino acids)
Biological process (GO): peroxisome inheritance
Cellular component (GO): extrinsic component of intraperoxisomal membrane
Source: RefSeq, a predicted model, not a curated record
GGGUCAUUUGGGUUCGAUUAUCUCACCACCACCAUCAUUCUUUUCUUCUUGCCCCCCCUCUUUCAAAUCCCUGCUGAUCGUCUCUCCUUUUCCCGCUUUCAACCUUUAGAUAUAUUCAAAUCACCUGCUGCAUCUUUUCAUCACCGUACUCCUAUUCAAUGUAAUCUUCCUUUGUUUCGGUCCCUUCCUCUUAUUUUUUUUUCUUUAUAUUAUCAUCCAACAUCCCCAUGAUUGAGAAUGUCUGAUUCUUCCGAUGCGCCGCUUCCCCAGACUUCGUCCAUUCGUCGGUCUGCUACUCUCCCUACCAAACUGAAUCCGCGUACGCGUCGUCACUCAGAAUCCGUGAAACCGUCCGAGAACGAUCUCUUCUAUCAUCCCUCCGCCAAAGUCGUCCACUUCGCCCCUAGAGCCCUUGCGCCUAUCCCGUCGAGUACCGCACCCGCCGAUUUUGAUUACCCGGUCGAUACCGUUGAGACGCUUCCCUGGAGAUCACCCACCGAGCGCACGGUCGCGCUCGCGCCUCUCCGAUUAGAAAAUGUACACGGUUUAACCGUCUUCCUGAAAUGCGGCAAUGUCGUCCACGCCAUUCUCAAGAACUCUCAAUGCUGGUGCGUCGAUGGCGAGUCGACAUUUGUCUUGCGCAUUCGGCCCCUGACCUACUAUCGCAUUGAACUGCCCAACGAGGUGGAGGAUGACAAGAGACUAGUCGUGGAAAUGAAAAAUGUGUUGCCGAAAAUUCUCCGCUAUGAAGUAACGCCCUGCCCUUUCAAGAGGGGCUUCACCGUCGAAAUCCCCGAAGAGGCCAAGGCGCCUCGACGAAAAAGGGCCUGGCGUCCUAAAGGGCGUCGAGAAAGCGCCCCCGUGUCUUCGAUCUUCAAGCAAGAUAUGUUGAAGCCGAAGGAUGACCUCGCAGCCGACUUUCCUAGCGCGGGAGAAGACACGGACGGAGAUGCGACGGAUGACAGUGGUUUCACGACCAGGGGCAGCAAUAGCACAAUUCUCGAGACAAUCGCUGACGACAAUGAGUUGCCUGACCCGGUUCCGAUCUCGGAGCCAGUGCAGCACUCAAGCCAAUCUGCGGUAGAAACAAAGCAGAGUUUCCAGACUUUGCUGGCAAGGUUUGAAGAUAGCUCUGAAGACCAGGUUGAUCCUGAAUUCUCCUUCUCAUCCAGUGUGGAAUCUUUCCAUUCACUUGGCCCCUCUUUUACAGCCAUUCCGGACUUAGACACCUGCUCUACACCCGCGUCAAGCGAGAAUGAUGACCAGUACGAAAUUGAAAGUGGCGAUGCCCACUCGUCUUCUGGAGACUCACAUCUACCCGAGUCUAAGCGGUCUCACAAUCGAGUCUCCGUGUAUGUCGACUGUUGGGAUCAUAUGUCGCCGACGGAGGAAUUAGCUAGAGACUUUUCUGAGCAUGAGGCUAAACCGAUACCCAUUACAUCUAACCGUCCUACGUCCGCCCCAGAACCUAGUGGGGCAGCUUCAAGCAAUGAAUCUAAUUCUAAUCUAUCCAGCAUGAGCGCUGAGUUCCGUCGUCGCUCCAGAGCUUCCCGCCAGCGAGAAGUCUCUCCCAUGCCACCACCCUCCACCUUAACGCUUGCCAAACCUGAGAAGCACGACGCGGCUUCUUUGAUUCACAAGACGGCCUCGCUCGUUCUGGUCCCGCCCAUCCAGCUUAUGGUUGUGCUCAUUCAUAUUGCCGCCCGCAUUGUGAUCGGACCCGCUAUGAACUCGACCAUGGGCGAGCUCAAGCGCAACAUCGAGGACCAGCUAGCUGAAUCUCAAGAUACGGUGGAUGAUUUCGACCUGCCCCUUCCUGAUUGUUUCCGAAGGACCGAGGAGUCUUCCGAGCAUACCCCAUGAUAUGGAAGCAGUUGAUUUAGCUUUGCUGGUUCCGCAUAUCAUCCUUUCUUCCGUUCACCAUAUCAUUCUUUGGCAUAUUUCUUAUCCUCACAUUCGUCACUCAUGAUAUUUCUGUUUUAUUCCCACAAACGCCUUCUUUCUGUGAUGAUUCAAUUACACGAUUUCCGUUGUCAAGCCCCAUGGUUUGGGACAUGUCUGGUUUGUGGAUGGACCAAUUCGCAUUGGAAAUGUACCCUAAUGUCUUCAUUGUAUUCUAGCGUGUGCCAUCAAUCAUACUUAAUUGUGAGACAG